CACACUUUUGCCUAUUUUGCCGGUAAUCUUCAAUAUUUUUGUUGUUCCUAAAUUGCACUAUAAAAAUUAUUAAACAAUGUCAGAAAAUACAGAAUUGAAUACUGCAAAAGCAACCGUUGAAGAAUUAUCGGUUAAAGGUGUUGAAAAAUCAACUAAGGUCCAAAAUAGCGCUGCUGCCGUUGAAGAUCCCGCAGAGAAUACACCAAAGAAAGAGGUGUCACUUCCAACCUAUGAAUUAUCAACAUUUAAGCUAACACGAAUAUUGCAAAAUAACACGUUGCGGAAAACAAUAGCGCUGCUUGGCACGUUUCCCGACGUCUCCGCUACUGACGUAGCCGUUGUGCUGCUUGAGAAACAAGCGUUCAAAGAACGUGAUGUACAAACAGCGCGUGAACAGAUUGCGGAUGAAGCUCCUAGAAUAUUUAGUGAUGCAUUGCAGGUGCAGACAGAAUUCAUUAAUAAUAUUUAUGGCAGCUUUCAAUGCGUGCCCAAUGCCGAAUUGAAUGCAAUAAAAACGACUGUGGUAUAUCCAGCCACGGAGAAACAUAUUGAGAAAUACUCAAUAACUCAAAAAUACUUGAUUACUGAAACUCCAGAAUUAUAUGAGCAACUAACGUUGCCUUAUAUCACGAGCAGCCAUUUUAGUUUAGACUGGGUAUAUAACAUACUGGAACAUCGUCAAGAAACUGAACGCAUAGUAUAUGAAGAUUCAGAUCCCGAAACAGGGUUCGUGCUUUUACCCGAUUUGAAGUGGGAUGGCAAAACUUUGGAGACACUUUAUUUGCUAGCCAUUGUUCACAAGCAUGACAUCAAAUCUUUACGUGAUCUCAAUAGCACUCAUCUGCCACUUUUGUACAAUCUGCGUGAUGGUAUAGCUAGAACUAUGGAGAAACGUUACGGAUUGUGUGAUUCACAAUUGCGUAUAUAUUUCCACUAUCAACCAUCAUUCUAUCAUCUACACUUACAUAUUAAUCCGGUGCGUGGAGAUGCGCCAGGUAUUUGGUGUGAAAAAUCGCAUAUGUUAGAUACGGUUAUCAGUAAUAUAGAAUUAAUGCCGGACUAUUAUCAGCGAGUGACAUUGCCUUUUGUUUUGUUCGAGGGAAGUAAGUUACUAGAUGAAUAUGACGAACGAAAAGCUGUGCGAAAGCAUAUUAAAACUGUGGCGGAAGAGCUUGAAAUAAAAGAGGGAGAACAAGUUAAAAAAAAUAAUGUAUUGGCUGACGAGUUGGAAAAAAUCGAAUUACCAGAAUCUGGAACGGAGACAGAAGAGCCACCUGUAAAGAAAACUAAAUUGGCAGCGGAUGUUGAACAGCCGCCUGAAUUUCUAAAGGCCGCAGCAGAAUAAAUGAAAAUAAUUUUUUUUCCACACAUGCAUAUAUUCCAAAGUUAUUUAAAAAAAAAGAAAAAAAAAAAUUACUAAUGUGAUGCAUUAAUUGUAUUUCAUAAAUGUGCUUUAGAGAGGAAAAAUGCAGACAAAUAUAUUGUUUUUAAUUAAAGUAUAGAAAAAAGUUAAAAGUAAAAAUAAUAAAAUAAAAAUAAGCAUACGUAUGUAGCAGCUGUUUACUGUUGCUGUGUAUUGUAUUUGGUUGAAGCAAAUACUCCAUUGGUAUAAUCGAAAAAUAAAUGAAAAGUCCGCUGCAACUAAUUAAACAAUCAAA
Molecule: messenger RNA, 1658 nt
Organism: Anastrepha obliqua
Lineage: Eukaryota; Metazoa; Arthropoda; Insecta; Diptera; Tephritidae
Gene: Dcps
Product: m7GpppX diphosphatase
Exons: 4
Coding region: 77-1345 (422 amino acids)
Biological process (GO): deadenylation-dependent decapping of nuclear-transcribed mRNA
Cellular component (GO): P-body; nucleus
Molecular function (GO): RNA 7-methylguanosine cap binding; hydrolase activity
Source: RefSeq, a predicted model, not a curated record